Molecule: messenger RNA, 207 nt
Organism: Clunio marinus
Lineage: Eukaryota; Metazoa; Arthropoda; Insecta; Diptera; Chironomidae
Source: the annotation of a GenBank genome assembly
AUGAGUCUUUACAAUGUCUUCUUCAGAAAUCAAUCUAGAGAAGCUAGAAGGAAGACAAUUGAAUUUAUAGGAAAAGGAAAUCCAGUUGAAUAUCUGCAAAAAAAUCUUUUUUACAAGAUUGAGAUUACUUUGAAAUCCACUUCGGAUAAUUUCCACUUUCAGUUGAUGAGGACUCUUUUUGUUCUUAAAUGUAGAACAAUAUCAUGA